Molecule: messenger RNA, 3112 nt
Organism: Alosa sapidissima (American shad)
Lineage: Eukaryota; Metazoa; Chordata; Actinopteri; Clupeiformes; Clupeidae
Gene: tra2b
Product: transformer 2 beta homolog
Exons: 7
Coding region: 1842-2792 (316 amino acids)
Biological process (GO): positive regulation of mRNA splicing, via spliceosome
Cellular component (GO): spliceosomal complex
Molecular function (GO): RNA binding
Source: RefSeq, a predicted model, not a curated record
AGCUAGAUUGCAGCACACGCGACCUUGGCGCAACUUGAGGCUACUUGAGAAGACUUACGAAAGAGCAACUGCCAAAAUGAGUGACAACGAAAAGGAAUUCGUCGGUCGGGUACGUGUGCUUAAAAAACUGAUUUAAAAGUAAUAUAACGCCGUUAAUGUAUUUCCCCCACGAUCUUACAUCUAUGUCAAAAACACAGUUGACGUUAUUCAUUCGCGACGGAGAAGCUAACGAUUUAUGCUAGUUAAAAUGGCUAACAUUAGCGUGGUUGUAAUGUUAACAUAAUCUGUGAUCAACGACUGUUCACAGGCCAUAGAGUUAUGUGUCGAAAUGAAGCUGAAAUAUUGCCGUUUGGAAAUUAAUGAUGGGUUGUGUUGGUUACCUGAGAUUUACUGCGUCGGAUUGUAUUGGUUUUUGUCCGAGUAAUUGCAAAAAAAGUAAAUGUUCGUCGCAGAGCAAAAUGCUUACGCUUGUCGCGAAAUAUGGCUCUCCUAUUGUUGGCUAGCCAUGACUAGCCAAAGGAAGCUAACGUUUCUUCGUUUCGCGUGCCAUCAUCCCCGUCGGCCUCGCAUAGAUUUGCUAGGUCGUAUACACUCACAUUUGUAUUACAACGUCGAAUGUCACUUUGGAGGCAAGAAACGCCGAAAUUUAGAUAUUUUGGCCAUUUGUUUUGUUAAUAGUUUGUAUGAACGUGACGACAAAACUCCCCAGUCGACGACGCUUAACGUUACCGCCAAUUGAAUAAUUCCCAACGUCCUGGAUAAGCAGUAUCCCCGUGCAAGAAGAGUCUAAUGUUAACAUUAAAAGUGGGAGAAAAUGAUGUCAUUCUAUCGUUUCGUACUGGAUUUUUCUCUAUCCUGCUAGUCUAAUCGUUAUCUAGGCUACGUUACAUUAUAUCAUUCCAGUUGGCUAAGUAAGCUGAGCUGGUAACGUUAAAGCUAACACAGGCCAGCCUGUCGCGCACACAUGUCAGUAAAUCAAUUGUGGUAUGACAUUUUUCCUUCUGAUUUUUGUGUACAUAUCGCGUUUUAUGUUGCAAUUUGUUUAACCUUACAUUGCUCCCCAGUGGCCAACUCUACAUGCACGGAAGCAAUAGGACAACAGCAAAACAUCUGAUACAUGGGCUUAAGGAAUACUAGUUCACUAAGGCGUCAGCAAUGCUUAACAACUCUGUUAAAUGCAGUGCAUUUGCAUUAUUGGCUGAAUGUCUGUAGUUUAUUUGGGGUCUUAUGGUUGCAAUAAUGUCUGUAGUAAAAACAUUCUUUAUCCUUUUCUUUUUGUUAAGGUUAAAGUUGGAAGAAGACAAAUGUGGAAGAAGUCAAAUAUGAAGUUUUUAAUCAGAAUAAUUUGAAGCUCGAGUGUGUGAAGCUGAAUUUUCAGAAUGCAUGCUUGUUAUGAGGUGGAAAGAAGCUCCUGUGUAGACUAUGGGCAGUGUGAGAAAUUGGGGAAGAGGAUUGAAGUCAGAAAUUUGAAGAAAGAAGAAAAGAUGUAUUUGAAGUAAUGAAGUUAAGAUCAGAAGUAAUCUGGGAUAUGAUCACAGUGCUAAGUAAUUAUUAGUAUGUUUAUCCAAUGCGUGCAUGCAAAUUGUUUUACACACAAAUGCUAAGGGUAACUAUAGUCCCAUAAAAUUGAUAAAUAAAAUUAAAACGUUAGCAUUAAUUACACCGUGGCUUUUAAUUCUGCACACAACACAUCUAUUUGACUAGUGUUAGUCUCAUGGAACACCUGUUAAGUGUAACAAUGUUUUUAAAUUCUAUUUUGAGAACACACACUCAGCAAAUGCCAACGGAUAUAACUUGACUAAAUAGUUGCAAAAAACCAUGAUAAAGCUGAUUUACCCAUCAUGGGUUGUGCAUGUGUUCCUGUGGCUAAUUUCAUGUCGGUGUGGUUAAUCCAGGAGUCCCGCUCAGCGUCUAGGAGUGUUAGCCCCAGGCGCUCUGGCAAGUCUGCCAGCCGCUCGCCAGCACACUCCCCUGCCCACUCCAAGGAGGACUCCCGCCACUCCCGCUCUAAAUCCCGCUCUCGCUCCAGGUCGAGGUCCAGGUCUCGUUCUCACCGGAGCUCCCGCCGGUACUACAGCAGGUCUCGUUCUGGCUCUCGCUCUCGCCGCCGCCGCUCACGCUCGGGGAGCCGCGAGUAUGGCCGACGCCGCAGUCACAGCCGCUCGCCCAUGUCCAACCGCCGGCGCCACAUCGGGAACCGGGUAAGGGAUCCCCAAAACCCCCAUUCACCAAUGCACCUCCGGGCCAACCCUGACCCAAACAACUGCCUUGGCGUGUUCGGUCUGAGUCUGUACACCACGGAGAGGGACCUGCGGGAGGUGUUCUCCAAGUACGGCCCGCUGGCUGAUGUCAGCAUUGUCUACGACCAGCAGUCGCGCCGCUCCAGGGGAUUCGCCUUCGUCUACUUUGAGAACAAUGAGGAUUCCAGAGAGGUAAUCGCUUUGGCAAAGGAGCGUGCCAAUGGAAUGGAGUUAGAUGGUCGCAGGAUCAGGGUUGACUACUCAAUCACAAAAAGACCUCACACCCCCACCCCUGGGAUCUACAUGGGAAGGCCCACAUAUGGUGCCCCCAGCAUGUCGUCGUCUUCUCGUUCUUCGCGAUCUUCACGCGAGUAUGACCGUGGCGAUCGUGGGUACGAACGUGGGUACGAACGAGAACGAGGAUAUGAUCGUUACGACGAUAGAGAAUACUACAGAUCUUAUAGUAGACGGAAGUCCCCAUCUCCUUAUUAUGGCCGAGGGGCUUACAGAUCCCGCUCUCGCUCGCGUUCUUACUCUCCCCGUCAUUACUGAAAGAAAGGAUAAUGUGGUGAUCGUUACUUUACCCAGAAAGGAUCAGUGGUGGUCUGUGACUUUUGGUGUUAGGUUUCAUUCUUUAACUUUAUGCUAUCGUUUUAUGUAUCCGAGUAUGCGCAUGUAGUUCCGGUCGUGACAUCAGAAGUGAAUUGCUAAUUUUUUUUGCACUCGAUGUCUCAUGGAACUGGUUUCCCUUUGUAAUGUAAGGCUUCUGUGAAGGUGUAGAGAGCACACAACCUACAGCUCUCCCGUUUGUAAUGUGUAUAUAUUUCAUGUAGCCUGUAUUCACAAAAUAAACUGCGUCUUUACACGUUUUA